Lodderomyces elongisporus is the source of this 2307-nucleotide messenger RNA. RefSeq names its product GTPase-activating protein (gene SEC23). Gene Ontology annotation, molecular function: GTPase activator activity; zinc ion binding. The record is from RefSeq and is a predicted model, not a curated record. The transcript has a single exon. The coding region runs from base 1 to 2307 and encodes 768 amino acids. Gene Ontology annotation, cellular component: COPII vesicle coat; endoplasmic reticulum exit site. NCBI's taxonomy places the organism in Eukaryota, Fungi, Ascomycota, Pichiomycetes, Serinales, Debaryomycetaceae. Gene Ontology annotation, biological process: COPII-coated vesicle cargo loading; COPII-coated vesicle budding; intracellular protein transport.
AUGAACUUUGAAGAGGCGGAAGACAUCAAUGGUGUCAGAUUUGCUUGGAAUGCGUUUCCCUCAACAAAAGCUGAGGCUGGCAAGAUUGUUGUCCCCACAGGUGCUUUGUAUACACCUUUAAAACAACGCGAAGAUCUCCCCAUUGCUGCAUACGAUCCCGUUUACUGUUCCAACCAAUCAUGUAAAUCUAUUUUGAACCCAUACUGUGCAGUUGAUCCAAAUGGGUUCUGGAGAUGUCCACUUUGUCAAGGUAGAAACUCCUUGCCUGCUCAUUACCAUGGUAUUAAUGCGGAGAAUUUACCAUUGGAAUUGCAAAACACUAGCUCCACAGUCGAGUAUAUUACUGCUAGACCAGUUCAAAAUCCACCAAUUUUCACUUUUGUGAUUGAUUUGUGUCAAGAUGAAGAAAAUUUGAAAGCAUUGAUUGAGGAUGUCAUUGUCAGUUUUAACUACUUGCCACCAAAUGCAUUGGUUGGGUUGAUCACUUAUGGAACUAUGGUUCAAGUACACGAUUUGGGAUCAGAAAAAAUUAACAAGAGCUAUAUUUUUCGUGGUGACAAGGAAUACACCGAUAAACAAAUUAGUGAUAUGCUAAACAGACCCGUGGCACCAGUGUUGAACCAACAACAACAACAGCAGCAGCAGCAGCAGCCAUUGCAACAGCAACAACAAUUGGCAAACUCACUUACUAGAUUCUUUUUGCCCUUGGAGGAUGUUGAGUUUCAAUUGACUUCACUUUUGGAAGGGUUGAAUAGAGAUCCAUGGGCAGUUGCCAAUGGUGCAAGACCAUUAAGAUCAACUGGUUCCGCUUUAAAUGUUGCGAUUAGUCUUUUAGGCUUAACCUUUCCUGGUUUUGGUGCAAGGGUUAUGUUAUUUGCUGCAGGCCCAGGUACGUUGAACCCGGGAUUGAUUGUGGGUAAUCAAUUGAAAGAGCCAAUUAGAUCGCACUCGGAUAUUGACAAGGAUAAUGCUAAGCAUUUCAAGAAAGCUGCCAAGUUUUACGAUGCAUUGGCUGCAAAGGCAGUCAAGAACUGUCAUACUGUUGAUAUCUUUGCUGGUUGUUAUGACCAGAUUGGUUUGUUGGAAAUGAAAAACUUGUGCAAUAACACUGGUGGUACUAUGUUGCUUUCCGAUGCGUUCACUACCUCGAUUUUCAAGAGAUCAUUUUUGAGAUUGUUCAACAAGGAUGAAGAAGGGUACUUGCUUAUGGGAUUUAAUGGUACUUUUGAAAUCAGAACCUCGAAGGAAUUAAAGGUUAGUGGAUUAAUUGGUAAUGCUUCUUCUUUGGGUGUCAAGACCUCUAAUGUUUCUGAAAAUGAACUAGGAAUUGGUGGCUCGUCGCAUUAUAGACUUUGUUCGACCUCGCCAAGACAUACUUAUGCUGUGUUUUUCGAUGUUGCAAACACGCAACAACUUCCACCCACGGCGCAAAGUUAUAUCCAGUUUAUCACGCACUACCAACAUUCGAGCGGUACUUAUAGAAUUAGAGUUACUACAGUUUCUAAUUACCUUACAUCGGAUGAGCAAUCAUUGACCAAUUCAUUUGACCAGGAAGCUGCGGCAGUGAUUAUGGCACGUGUGACUAUAUUUAAAUCGGAGCAGGAUGAUGGUGCCGAUGUGCUUAGAUGGGUUGAUCGUAUGCUUAUACGUCUCUGUCAGAAAUUUGCUGAUUAUAGAAAAGAUCAAGAAGAGAGUUUCCGGUUGGGACCACAGUUCCAGUUGUAUCCGCAAUUUAUUUACUAUUUGCGAAGAUCUCAAUUCUUACAAGUGUUCAAUAACUCACCUGACGAAACAGCCUUCUAUAGACAUGUGUUACUCACAGAGGAUGCCAAUAACUCGCUCAUUAUGAUCCAACCUACAUUGACGUCAUUUACCUUGGAUGGAGAACCAGAAGCUGUACUUUUGGACUCUGUUUCGAUCAAGGAUGAUAGAAUCUUACUUCUUGACACUUUUUUCCAUAUUUUGAUUUUCCACGGUAAAACAAUUUCGGCCUGGCGUAAGGCCAAGUACCAAGAGCAAGAGGAGUAUGCCAAUUUCAAGCAAUUGCUUGAUGAGCCUAAACAAGAGGCGGCAGAGUUGCUUGCGGAUAGAUACCCCUUACCAAGGUUUAUUGAUACUGAGGAGGGUGGAUCACAAGCUAGGUUUUUGUAUUCCAAAUUGAAUCCUAGUGUCACAUACAACACAAAUGAGAUGAUUGGUGGGCCAGGAAUGGGUGGUGCUGGGGGUGCGAUUGUUUUGACUGAUGAUGUUAGUUUACAAGUGUUUAUGAGCCAUUUGCAAAAACUAGUUGUUAGUGGCUCAAGCUAA